Messenger RNA from Bactrocera neohumeralis, 7530 nucleotides. RefSeq names its product F-box/WD repeat-containing protein 7 (gene ago). The transcript has 8 exons. Gene Ontology annotation, biological process: ubiquitin recycling; proteasome-mediated ubiquitin-dependent protein catabolic process. NCBI's taxonomy places the organism in Eukaryota, Metazoa, Arthropoda, Insecta, Diptera, Tephritidae. Bases 217 to 4554 code for a protein of 1445 amino acids. The record is from RefSeq and is a predicted model, not a curated record. Gene Ontology annotation, cellular component: nucleus; cytoplasm. Gene Ontology annotation, molecular function: ubiquitin binding.
CUCACUCACUGAAGAAUUCGACAGUUUGCAAGAAAGAACUCAGAAGUAUUUGGACAUUAGAAAAUUGCAUAGAAAACUUUUAGUUAUACUAAAAUAAUUGAAUUAACGUUAAGGGCGUAGCAAUCGCGGUGUACAGAGAAGGCCCAAUAAUUUGAUUCGUAUAAAGUGCACAGAAAGCGUACUAUAUUUGGAGACAACUGCUGGUCGUACCGUAUUAUGGAAGAAAAAUGUCCCAAAUCUAUUGAUUCGAAUAUAUUUGGCAUUGCCACAACCACCGUUGUUGCUGCCGAUAAAAAUAAAAAGGAACAAUCAGAUUCAUUAUCACUGAAUCAACAACCUUCAACUUCGUUCAAUUUGAAUACGGCCUCAAUGUCGCUGUUGCAAGGUGAAUUCGUUGACUCACGACAUGAUUUUGCAGAAGUUUUGGACGACGAAACUACUACUUCCGGUGUAUUGGAAACAUUUGAAAUAAGUUCGUCCAACUCUCUACCGCCAAACAGUUCAGAUGGGCACAGAGAAGUUGUGGUGGACGACAGUUCUUCUACAGAUACAAUUAAAUUGGUGGGAGUGUCAGAUGACACAUCAUGCACCAACAAGAAAUUUUUCGAUGUCUCAGAAGUUUUUGUAAUAAAUGAUGAUGAUGAUGAUGACGAUGAUGAAGGUGUUGUACCGGGAAGCGAGGUAGCGGAAGUGGAAGAUGUAUCUUUAGCGCCUGCGAAUGAAAAUGAUAUUAAUCAGCAUUGUUUGGAAGAUAAUUCCAAUCAGCAUGAGCCCAAUCGUUUUUCGACAAACAGUACCAAUAGUCAAUUGAGCAAUGAUAUGGGCAGCGUUAUUGUGACGAAUGGGCACGGUGCGACAAUUUAUCUCGAAACACCAGUGGUGGAGGAACAAAAUCAACAUCAUGCUCAGCUAAAUAAUAUCGGUGGUGGUGAAAAAGGAGAGUUUGGUGAGAAAACAGGAAAACCCAAACGUCUGAGCGAUGAAUUUAUGCAAACAGAUGAGGCAGAACCAUUUGGCAAAAUGGAUGAAAACAAUGCUCGAACUACAACCGGCGAAGCUAAGUCUAGCGUAAUAACAGCACUUUUAGGGCUUGAUGGCUAUGAAAUACUUCCUGAUCGCAUGUCAUUUCGACUGAAAAAAAUGAACAUAAGCAACACGUCUAGUGAAAAGCUACGCGAACGUCCUUCCAGUUCAAAAAGCAACGAAAAUAAUAUUGAAGUAUUACCAAGACCACAAAUUGCCGAUAUCGAAACGAUUGAUGCGAUAGAACGCACCGAUUUCGAGGAAGAACAGCGGUUGACAGGUGGUAUUAUUUUGAAAAAUAGCACAGUCGCGAAGAAAAACAUGCUUAACUUAAGGCUGAUAAAAUCGUCAUGUAUGCAGAAUCAGCAAAAACACUCAGGAAGCCAACAGGAACAGUUGGAGUUGGGAGAUGAUUGUCCCAGCAGCAGCAGCAAUAUAAAUAAUAGCAGUCACAACGGUGUUGGUCGUGCCGUUUCAUCUGACAGCAAGUGCGCUUACAAGGAUCCAACGUCAACGCCAACAAGUAGUCGCCCUCACACCAGUCGUUUAACCAAAUCUACUGCCAAACUUAAUUUGUGCUCUUCUCUAAGUCAUCCCUUACACCGGCAAACACAAUCAUUUCAAGAUAGAACCAAAGGUGCCAACAAUUCCAAAACACAGCUAAAAUCAACACAAACCGGCAAUAAGAACAGUGUGACAUCGUUAACAUCAUCCUCCCAUACGUUUACGAAUUCCGUUUCGUCGGCAUCUACAUCUACAACUGCUUCUUCGUCCUCCUCAACGGCAUCAUCUUCUUCAUCUUCAUUAUCUUCGUCUGCAUCAUCUUCAGUAAUUGUAGAGGCACCUACUGCCACACCGACUUCAUCCUCAUCAUUGCCCGGCGCCGCGGCUUGCACAGUUGGCGGCGGGGGAGCGGAAAUAUACUCAAACUCUAAUUCGAAUGACAGUCUUAUGAGUAGUACAUCAACAACCAUCAAUUGUGGACAGCGAGUGCAACAGCAGCAGCAGCCGCAACAGCCACAGCAGCCGCAGCAACCACAGCAGCAGCAGCAGCAGCAACAACAACAACAACUAAUACCCUAUAUAUUGGUUGAUAAGUCCGAUGUAGGAGGCUGUAGUCGCACAAGUUCUAUGCAUGCCGUUGUAGCCGUAGCUGCAGAUAAUGCUGCACUCGCUGCAGCUUCCACAGGCGCCGAAGUCAUUCCUGUUUUCGAUGACGCUCAACCUUCAACUUCGUCUGCUCGCUGUCAUUAUGCUCCGUCCAUGAAGAAUUUACGUCAGGUACACGCUAGCGCUCAAACGAAUGAACGUUACCUUAGACGUUCUGUUGGCUCACUGGAUUCGGGAAAUGUCAAUGCCCUUCCAACUACUGCAAGAUUUCGUCGACGCGCCGAAUUUGCAGCUCAGCUGACCAAUCCUCCUGACGAUAUGUCUCUUGAAGCUUUCAAAGCAUUGGCCCAAGCUGCAGCUCAAGCAGUUAUGUCUGAUUAUAAUGAGGAAGCUUCGUGGGCCGAUUGUGACGAGAACACUUCCGAUGAGGAAAUAUGUACUUGCAAUCAUAGUAGUAGUAGCAGCGCAAGCAAUAGCAGUCACGGCGGUAGCAAUACCAGCUUAAACGAGACGGACGUUGAUGGAGCUGACAUUUCUUCGACCGGCGCUGGUGCCGAUGUCAGCGCGAAUUGCACAGCCAAAGAUGGUGAUCUGUCAAAUUAUAUACAAAUGGUUUCGAUAUCAGAGGAGGUGGGUGGCAAUGGCGGCGCGAACAACACUGCCGAAAAUGCAUCCACCUGUGCGCACAUUAACGCUCAACAGCGUAAGCGCAAAUACGAUAGCCGUUUGCCGGAUGCCAACGCCAAUGCAGUAAUAUCCAGCAGCGGUAAUACUGCCAGCAUUGACGAUGUUAAUGGAAGAAAGCGUAUAGCUUAUGAUUUUGCGUUAACGCCACGCCACUGUAGUGCUUUAGUAGCUAAACCCUCCACAACUUCAACGCAAUUGGUACCGCUGUCAGCCAUCAAUAACUCGCCUGUGGGUCGUCGAACUCCGCGUUCCAUAAUACCUACACGUGAGAAUCCACCUCCCGAAUUACAACAUUGGCUGACACAAUUUCAACGUUGGACACAUGUUGAGCGACUUAUGGCCAUCGAUCGUCUGAUUGAGUAUUGCGAGCCAACACAAGUUCGUCACAUGAUGAAAGUGAUUGAACCACAAUUCCAACGCGACUUUAUUUCACUGCUGCCGCGUGAGUUAGCAUUGCAAGUGCUUACUUAUUUGGAUCCAAAAGAUUUGUUGCGUGCUGCGCAAACUUGUCGCAGUUGGCGCUUUUUAUGCGACGAUAAUUUGUUGUGGAAGGAGAAAUGUCGCAAAGCGCAAAUACUCACGGAGCCGCGUACGGAUCGACCGAAGCGCGGACGUGCGGGCAAUAUGCCACCAAUUGCCUCACCAUGGAAAGCGGCAUAUAUGCGCCAGCAUAUAAUCGAAAUGAAUUGGCGUUCGCGACCAAUACGCGAACCGAAGGUACUGAAAGGGCAUGACGAUCAUGUUAUCACUUGCCUCCAAUUUUCCGGCAACCGCAUAGUGUCGGGCUCAGAUGACAAUACAUUGAAGGUUUGGUCGGCUGUGACUGGCAGGUGUUUACGCACGCUGGUCGGUCACACUGGUGGCGUCUGGUCCUCACAGAUGGCGGGUAAUAUAAUAAUCUCAGGUAGUACCGAUCGCACGCUGAAAGUCUGGGACAUGGAUUCCGGUCAAUGUUUACACACAUUGCAGGGGCAUACAUCCACCGUGCGAUGUAUGCAUUUACACGGCAAUAAAGUCGUCAGUGGUUCACGCGAUGCGACUUUACGUGUUUGGGAUAUUGUGCAAGGUAUAUGUUUGCAUGUUUUGAUGGGUCAUUUGGCGGCGGUGCGUUGUGUGCAAUAUGAUGGCAAAUUGAUAGUGUCGGGAGCUUACGAUUACAUGGUAAAGAUUUGGCAUCCCGAACGGCAGGAAUGUCUACACACCCUUUCUGGGCACUCAAAUCGUGUUUAUUCCUUGCAGUUCGAUGGAAUACACGUGGUAUCCGGUUCGUUAGAUACCUCUAUACGAGUUUGGGACGUUGAGACUGGUAAUUUGAAGCAUAUACUCAUGGGUCAUCAAAGUCUGACAUCUGGCAUGGAAUUGCGACAGAAUAUUUUGGUGUCUGGUAAUGCGGAUUCCACGGUGAAAGUUUGGGAUAUCACAACAGGACAAUGCUUGCAAACUUUGUCAGGUCCCAAUAAACAUCAAUCGGCUGUAACGUGCUUGCAAUUCAAUUCACGUUUUGUGGUAACGAGCUCUGAUGAUGGCACCGUGAAGCUGUGGGAUGUGAAAACUGGUGAAUUCAUACGUAACUUGGUCGCACUGGAUUCGGGCGGCUCGGGUGGCGUUGUCUGGCGCAUAAGAGCGAACGAUACGAAAUUAAUAUGCGCAGUCGGUUCGCGUAAUGGUACGGAAGAAACCAAACUCAUGGUUUUGGACUUUGAUGUAGAAGGAGCUUGUGUAAAAUGUUCAUAGAAAAUGUGACAACCGGUUGCUGCAAAUAAAUACUACAUCUAAUUAAACAUAUUACACCUAAGGAGCAGAAAUUCAUAGUGGCAGCAUUUGUCAGCAAAAAAAAAGCAAACACCUCACAUAAGACUCGACAAACGAGUCACAUGUUUGUAUGUAUACGGAUUUCGUUGAAAUUGUCCAAAGCGAUGCAAUUUUUCUAAUGUCAUGUACACGCGCGCCACACAAAUUUCUGCUGGAAUUUUACCUCCCUAAGUUUAGUACGAAAAUAAUGGUUUACCCUGAUGUCAUGUUAAGAAAAUGCCGGCAAACAAAAACAUGACGUUAUUGGGUGCAUAGAUAUAUGUAUUCCAAAUGCUAUCUGAACUAACAGUGAAAUUAACUGCUGCAAUUCGCAUAUGAUAAUUGGUAAUAAUUGAAAUAGGCGGUGCCCAAUUGGAGGACGUGCAUACAAAGCUGGCUCUCAAUAUUAAGCAGAACUUGUUUAAAUUACUUAACUUGAAUUUAGUUGAAAACUCUUCAUGAAUUUGCUUAAAAUUCAUUUAUCAUGCAGAAAUGAAAAUUCAUAAAAUUCCAUGCCUAAAUCCUCCAGUUGGGUAUAUCGAUAAAAUUGUGUCUAGCUCCAAGAAAUAUGGCAAUGUACCGUUAAAAGUGUAAAGGAAAAAAAGAGAGCAAAAUAAUAUACCGUUAUUAUGGCGUGUAAAGAAAACAAGAAAGCAAAAAGAUGUACCGUUAUAACCGCAUGUAAAAAAUGAGAAAAAAAGAUGUACCGUUAUAAUGGUGUGUAAAGAAAAAAAGUGAGAAAAAAGUUGUACCGUUACAAUCGCGUGUAAAAAAAGAGAGCAAAACCGUGUAGAGUUCAGAAAAUUUAAUUUUGGUAAUUCGUUUUACAUAUUCGCACAUACAACAACAAGAGGAAAUUCAAAACAUUUAUACACAUAUUUUUUGUGUUAGUAGUACAACUAAUUUGUAUUUUUAAUGUUUACAUAUUUCACUUAAUUUAAGUUAUAGAGUUUGAACUUAACACAUUUUAAACGAAUUCGUCUGAUAAAACAGUGGAAAAUCGUAACAAUAUAGAUCAUAUUAAUAAUGAGAGCUUUAUAAUCUUAUCAUGUACGAGUAUGCGUAGCGAUUUGGUUUGCGUUUAUAAACAUACCUACCUACUUACUUAUAAAAUAAUGUCAAUUGAAGUUGUUGUAAAAUUUACAUAUUUCAUGCUUCAACACUUAGCUGCAUACAUAUAUAUUUCUAUAUGCAGAUAUUGUGCAUUAUCCCCUCACGUUUUUUUUAUUUUUUUUUUUCCCCUACUAUUGUACUGUUAAAUCUUUUUAUGUUGUUGGCAAAGCUUAAAUCCUCUAGCAAUUUGCGAACAGCAAGUAUUUCAAGCAUACUCAUGCGCGUUGAAGUAAUUGUAAACGAUUUUAUUUAGAGAUUUUCAAACGAAAAUUAUGUUCUUCCACAGAAACCACCAUUCGGCACAGUUUUUCGUUGUGCAUUUGGUGGUGCGUAAUUUGUUACAAAAAAAUUAGUAAAUUUCUGUUUUACUUUUUUUUUAAACAACUCAAGUUUAAAGAGUCAUCACGUUAAUAGUUUUGUUUAAAUUGUGUUAUCAAACCAAACAUUCACAUACAGUUGUUAGGUAGUAUUUUUUUGAAAUUAUUAUUAUUAUAAUAAUUUGUAUUUUCACGAUUUGUUAGCUUCGUUCAAAGCAUUCAGAGCAAACGCGCAAUUGUUAUAGUCCGUUUAAGAAACAAACAACACAUUUUUAAGGCAACGCUGUCCGAAUCUUCAGUUGAUUAAUUUGAAAUAUGGCUUGUUACAUUUUAAAAUAAUUAUAUUUGCCACGAAUAUUGCCAUGCAUAAGAAUUUUCACAUAAAUUUUCUGCAAAGAGAAUCCGAAUGCAUAUUUAUAUAGAGAAAAAAACUAAAAGCUAAACAAAUUGAACAAAAAAUACAAACCUAUCGCAGCUAGUAAACGAAAAAUCGAAGAAGAUACAACCGUACACACAAGCUAAAGUUUGAAUGUAUGUAUAAGAUUUGUGAAUUUGUGUAGCAACGCACACAUGCAUAGGCAACGCCUCACAAUGCAUGAUAGCUAGGGUAUGUAGUACAUAUACUAUAAAUGACUAUUAAGCCUUUGAAAACAAAUCGUUUUGAUAAGCAUAUGAAAAAACCCCUGAGUUUGGGUUUUUAAUGAAAUUAUUGUUUUAUUUUAUAUUCGUUUAUACAUAAGUCACGUGGUGUAACAUGUGCAAGCUCGUUCGCUGGAAGCCGAUUCAUGUUUAUGUGUCUGUGUGUGUGCGUGUGUGCGUAUAGAAUAUAUUAAGUGAAGCAUAAAAGAGAAGCAAACAAAUUGAAUAUUAAAUUUUAAUUAUAGACUGAUUUAUUAGUAACUAAUCUAUAUUUUAAUAACAUUACUGUAUCAGUUUAAGUAUAACAAAAAGGAUAAGAAAACAAAAAGCGAUGCGAAAAGAAUGAAAAACAUACAAGUAUAAUACAUUAAAGUUCAGGUCAAAAUUUUGCCGUCGCAUGAAAACAACAGCAGCAGCAACAAGCCAAGCGAAUUAAAAAAAAAACAAAACAAAAACGUGUUGGCUUCUCACCACGAUCACACAUAAUCAGUAUAUAAAGCGUAAAUAUAUACACACAUACAAAUACAAAUAAAUAUAUGUAGUUAUAUAUAUAUAUAUAUAGUGACGAAACACAUUCAUUCAUCAUCAAUUCAUUAUUUCAUCGUUUCAUCACGACGCCACUCGUUGGGUACACCACAGACGCUUGCUUGUUGUUUGCUUGAUUUGUGCGCGCGCGCAAGCGUAACAGCUAUUAGUGUAAAAGCAUCCAAUAAUUAAUGUACUAAAACUCUAAAAAACAAAUUAAUUGCAUAUAUACUAUAAUUGAAUGCAAAACAAUUACAUACAUAUAUCUAUAAUCGCAAUAAAUUCAUAAAUUGAUUAAUAAAAUACAGUAAAUGUAAACAAAAUA